Messenger RNA from Talaromyces stipitatus ATCC 10500, 2817 nucleotides. Its product is annotated as SNF2 family helicase, putative. NCBI's taxonomy places the organism in Eukaryota, Fungi, Ascomycota, Eurotiomycetes, Eurotiales, Trichocomaceae. The record is from RefSeq and is a predicted model, not a curated record. The coding region runs from base 1 to 2817 and encodes 938 amino acids. Gene Ontology annotation, molecular function: ATP binding; zinc ion binding; nucleic acid binding. The transcript has 4 exons.
AUGCCUCCCCGCGCCAAACGUCCUGCCGCUGCCGUGGUCGAUUUGACGCGUGAGGAUCAAGAAAAUGCUCAUCGUCCUACCAAAAUCAACAGAAAGGAUCGAGUGAAUAACAGCACUCCACUGGGAAACGUGACUAAUGGUCAGCGCUUUGGAGAAGAGACUGACUAUAUCUCGCUCAGUCAGCUGGAUGAUGAUGACUUCAACAGUAUUGUUCCAUCGACUCAAUCUAAUGAGGAGGUGGAUAUGAACUCGUAUCAACUCUAUGGCUGUAUUAAUACAAAAAUUGUGGGAAUAAGAUUCUACAAGGGUUACGCUUCAUUGGGUGAGCGUGUCAUUCUUCAAAGAGAGCCUUAUAACCAAUAUGAUCAAAAUGCUAUCAAAGUCCUGAAUGUCAUGGGCACACAGAUAGGCCACAUACCUCGGACUGUGGCCUCCGGCUUGGCGAAAUACAUGGAUUCCAAAGAUUUAGUCAUUGAGGGAAUGCUUACUGGCAAUAUUGGUACUUAUGAUUGUCCCAUCGCGCUCAACCUGUUUGGUCCUGCGGAUCCUAUUAAAAAGAAUCAGGUGAGAACUCAAAUGCGAGCGGACCGACUCCCGCUCGUCGAGUUAAUCCGAACCGAGCAAGACAAAGCAAGAAAAGAAUGGCAACGACAGAGAGCACUAAAGGAAGCAGAAAAACAACGGCUUGCUGCUAUGAGCAACAACUGGGGUAGGGGCGGGUAUCCCACUCUUCAAAGGCCCCGACAGCCGGUGGAGUCUACAAGCCUGGAAGACCUUGUUCAACAAAGCAGCUCCAUCAAUGCUCAUAGAAUGGGCCAAACCGUUGAGAGGUUCGGCAAUACGGAAGCUGAUUUGGAGAAUAUGCCAAUGGCUGAGACACCAUUUGCCAUGAAGACGCAACUGCUAUCGUACCAGCGACAAGGCUUGGCUUGGAUGCUUGAUAAGGAAUCUCCUAAACUGCCAGAUGCAGGCUCUAACAAAGACGUGCAGCUCUGGAAAAAUGAGCACGGGAGAUACAAACAUAUUGCUACCAACUAUGCUACCAGCACACCUCCCCCUCUUGCAAGUGGUGGUAUUCUUGCAGAUGACAUGGGUCUUGGAAAGACGAUCCAAACCAUUUCCCUAAUAAUGGCUAAUUCGAACGCCGACGGAAAUGGGAUUACUGCGCCGACUCUUAUCAUCAGUCCGGUCGGUGUGAUGAGUAAUUGGAAACAACAAAUCGAAGCGCACGUGAAAGAGGAAUUCCUGCCCAAAAUUCUAGUUUAUCAUGGCCCGGGGAAAAAGGAGGUUUCUAAAUUGAAGGAUUACGGUGUUGUCAUUACAAGUUACGGAGCGAUUGCCACUGAAUAUGACCCUGAUAAAAAGACAGCCAAAUCCACUCGCAGUGGUCUCUACUCUUUGCAGUGGCAUCGUAUCGUCCUCGAUGAAGGACAUACUCUCCGAAACCCACGAUCAAAGGGUGCCCUUGCAGCCUGUCAUCUGAACGCCGACUCUCGGUGGUCAUUGACGGGGACUCCAAUCAUCAACUCUCUCAAAGAUCUCUACUCACAGAUCCGAUUCCUUCGACUUUCUGGCGGACUGGAAGAUUUGGCUAUGUUCAACAGCGUCCUUAUUCGUCCAUUAAAAGAUGGAGAUCCUAUGGGUGCCGCUAUUCUGCAGGCUUUGAUGGGGGCAAUCUGUCUAAGACGUCGUAAGGACAUGGCCUUUGUCAACUUGCGUCUUCCGGAUAUGAAGAUGCACGUCUUACGGGUCAAGUUUGAAGAGCACGAGCUCAAGAAAUAUGAGAUGUUCCAGGCUGAGGCGAGAGGAAUGCUUGACAAGUAUAAACACCAGGUUGGAGGAGCUAACGGAGGCACCACAUAUUCACAUGUUCUCGAAAUCUUCCUGCGACUGCGUCAGGUUUGCAACCACUGGUGUCUCUGUAAGAACCGUGUUGACAAAUUAAUGGCCCUACUUGGCGAGAGUGAGAAGAAAGUCGUUGAGUUGACGCCGGAGAACAUCAGAGCUCUUCAAGACGUCUUGCAACUGCAAAUCGAAAGUCAAGAGACUUGUGCAGUUUGCCUUGAUAAUCUAUCCCAACCCGUCAUCACGGCAUGUGCUCAUGCUUUUGACAGAUCAUGUAUUGAACAAGUUAUUGAGAGACAGCACAAAUGCCCUCUAUGCCGCGCUGAACUCAAGGAUACCGGAGCCCUCGUCUCACCGGCAACGGAGUUGGGCGAGGAUGCAGGUGUAGAUGAAGCAGAAACAGAUGCCAGUGCACCCAGCAGCAAGAUCAAAGCUCUGAUCCAGAUCCUGACUGCAAAAGGCCAAGUGGAACAAACCAAGACAGUGGUAUUCAGCCAAUGGACUUCUUUCCUUGACAUCAUCGAGCCUCACCUUACAGCCAACGAUAUAUGCUUCACUCGCAUUGACGGAAAAUUGAGCUCCAAUAAACGAGACCAAGCCAUCUCUGAAUUCACCAACGACCCCAAAUGCACCGUUCUUCUGGCUAGUUUGAACGUGUGCAGCGUCGGACUAAAUCUCGUCGCAGCAAACCAGGUCGUCCUGUGCGACAGUUGGUGGGCACCCGCUAUCGAAGACCAGGCUAUUGAUCGAGUCUAUCGUCUUGGUCAAAAACGUGAGACUACAGUUUGGCGUUUGGUCAUGGAGGGCUCUGUUGAGGAUAGAGUGCUUGAUAUUCAGGCCGCGAAACGUGAACUUUCGUCCACUGCGUUGAGUGAAAAGACGGAUAAGAAGAAAGGGGAGAGCACGAGUUCGAGAUUGGCGGAUUUGGAGAAGUUGCUUCGGAGGGUUGAUGAGCCCUCGACUCAACAAUAA